Pomacea canaliculata is the source of this 961-nucleotide messenger RNA. Its product is annotated as ficolin-2-like. The record is from RefSeq and is a predicted model, not a curated record. The coding region runs from base 192 to 725 and encodes 177 amino acids. Lineage: Eukaryota; Metazoa; Mollusca; Gastropoda; Architaenioglossa; Ampullariidae. The transcript is spliced from 5 exons.
CAUGCUACAGUUACUUGCCAUGUCUACUCGCUGUUCGGCUUUACAACAGUCUCAAGGGAUGCCCUCUGACCUCAGGACGUGAGCAUGCUUUUACUGAUUCAUGUGGAGACUGGAAGACAGCCGGAGGCAAGUCAGGUGUCUACUUUAUUCAACUGGUAAAGUACAGAGAGAAACAGAGGGUUUGGUGUGACAUGGACUCUGGCAGUGGUGGCUGGCUGGUGUUCCAGAGACGCACUAACGGCUCCGUGGACUUCUACAGGAACUGGACACAGUAUGAACAGGGCUUUGGUGACAUCACCGGGGAGUUCUGGCUGGGUUUGUCAAAGCUUUACACCCUGACCAAAGGGAGACCCACCCGACUGCGUGUAGACCUCGGCGAUGUGGAUGGACAUCGUCACUACGCUGAGUACUCGACAUUCAGGGUGGACGGUCCUGAGACAAACUACACACUGACCGUGUCCGGCUACUCGGGUGACGCGGGUGACAGCAUGGAGUAUCACAACAACCAGAGUUUUUCAACGUUUGACCGGGACAACGACAAGAACUCUGCCAACUGUGCCGCUCUCCGGAACGGCGCCUGGUGGUACAACUCGUGUCACUUCACCAACCUCAACAGCCGAUACAAGGCUGACGGCGCUAAGGGUCCUGACGGCCUCAACUGGUUUCGCGCCCACAGUGACUGGAGGAGCUUCAACUUCAGCGAGAUGAAAAUGCAACCAGUGUAGCAUCGCCUUGUCUCCUGUACUCUCACUGCUUACACCCUCAGUCUACUCUACACCACACGUGACACUCGUGAUGUCACCUCAGUGCAGAUGACUGGUCUCGCAAUAGCUAAGAAUAUAAACUCAGUGCAUCCUGUUGUCCCUUAGUUGUUUACAUUGAUGAUGUUGCUAAAAGAUUCUAAUAUACAAAGCUUAACACCUUUGAUUUUUAUUAAUGAAUUUAGCAUAUUAAUUGCUCG